Molecule: messenger RNA, 1327 nt
Organism: Micromonas pusilla CCMP1545
Lineage: Eukaryota; Viridiplantae; Chlorophyta; Mamiellophyceae; Mamiellales; Mamiellaceae
Exons: 3
Coding region: 1-1092 (363 amino acids)
Source: RefSeq, a predicted model, not a curated record
AUGAGUCAGGACGAGACGAACGACGGAGGCGGCGGCGGAAGCGCGGAAGCGCAGGCGUUCACGAGCGUGCACGACCUCGUUCAUUACGCCCUCGCGUCGCAGCCGAAUAAGCGGUCCGUGCCUCGAACUCGCGCCCGGGUCGAGUCGUCGUCGCUCGAACGUUACAUUUUUCUUUCCCGGCACGUGCGACGACGACGCGGACGUCGCGCCAUCGCGCGCGCGCGUCCUGACGCCCCCUCCCUCCCCUCCCCCCGCGGCAUUCAUCGAAACAGCGCCGGGCUCCGGCAGAUAUACGCGACGUGCAAGGAGAAAGGCCGCAUCGCGUCGAAACACGGCGGCGGCUGCCGGCUGCUGACCGCCAACGAGCACUGGAAGAGCCAGAUCCGUCACGCGCUGUACACGUCCCCGCGGUUCAAGCGCGCGGGCGACGGCACGGACGAGUGGGCGCCGACGUCCCCGGACGCGCCGACGCCGCGGACGAAGACGGUACGGAUCGACGCCGGCGCGGCGACGGCGACGGCGACGGGCACGGGCACGGGCGCGGGGGGGGCGACCCCGAGCGGCGGGAGCGAUCACAGCAACGCGGGAGGAGGCGGCGGCGGCGGCGGCACUUCCCGGAGGGCGACGGGCGCCAAGACGACGGCGAAGGCGAAGAAGGCGUCUCGGUCUCCGCCGAAGGCGACGGCGAAGGGAAAGGAAAAGGCGAGCGAGGAGACGAGCUCCGGCGACGCGCGCGGCGGCGGACGGAAACGCGCGCGCGCGGAGUCGCUCGCGGCGAAGACGACGCCGGAGCAGUCGGUGACGGAGACGACGACGUCGCUGCCGUCCGCGCGCGAUCCCGCGAGCGUGAUGAGCCCGUCGAAGCCGCCGUCGCGGACGCCGCUCGCGGAGGUGAAGUCGGCGGCGGCCAAGCGGUCGCCCUCGCUCCGCGGGCAGACGCCGCCGCUGCUCGUCUCGCGCAGCGGGUCGCCCACGCACGAUAGCUUACCCGCGGCGACGUUUAAGGUGAUGGUCGGGAACAUCGCGGUGACGCCCAAGGCGAGGGAUCCGACGCACCGACGCAAGCACAGACCCGCGCGCGCGGCGACGUGAGGGACGAUUUUUUUUUUCGCGGACGCCGCGGCGCGGCGGCUGGACUUUGUCCGCGUGGGGGAUGCCAUCCUUGGACUGCCCACACCGAUUACUUACUACUACUACGACUACUACCACCACCACCAUUCAUGCACGCGUCCGCGACGCGAGAGAUUAUGCGCUCUGUUAUGAUAUUCCGCACGCAAGUCAUUUCAUAUUUUUGUUGUUCUCAAUACGAAUACGAUUUAAUGUUGUU